AUGUCGAUGGCAACAGUUGCAAGCAUUAGUACUGUGAGUGCUAGUUUUUGUUAUAGCAAAUCAAGAAUUGGAGGGGUGAAGCCAAACGGUGCAGCUGUGAGGCCAAGAAGUUUGGUGGUGGUAAGAGCAGAAGCUCAAGCAAUAAACCCUGAAAUUAGAAAGAACGAAGAGAAGGUGGUGGACUCUGUUUUGGUUGCUGAACUCUCCAAACCACUCACUGCUUAUUGCAGAUGCUGGAGGUCAGGGACUUUUCCACUGUGUGAUGGAAGCCAUGUGAAGCACAACAAAGCUACUGGAGACAAUGUUGGGCCUUUGCUCUUGAAGAAGCAGAAAGAGUAA
Messenger RNA from Dovyalis caffra, 339 nucleotides. NCBI's taxonomy places the organism in Eukaryota, Viridiplantae, Streptophyta, Magnoliopsida, Malpighiales, Salicaceae. The record is from the annotation of a GenBank genome assembly.